CACACAAAGUUGUCAAACGGGAUAUCUCCACGUAACGCGUGCAGACUACCCCUUCGUAUUCAUAGUAUAAAUGUUACUGCAAUAAUAUUAUCGUGGCGAUGAAUACAUAGAUUAAUCGAGAGCAAUCUUAACUACUACAUUAGGGCGCAUAAUACCUACAUUCGGCCAUUAUGAAGAGUUGGGGGCUUCUUCUGGUCGCCGCUUUGGCGAUUGGCAGUAGUUUCGGCGUGGACAAGAACAAUUUCAAGACUUGCGAUCAGUCUGGGUUCUGCAAACGAUUGCGGUCUUUUAAACCCGAAAAGUCGCAGUACUCACUGAAUUUAGACACCGUUAUUGUACAUGGAAAUGUCCUCUCUGCCGAAGUUAACACUGUGGACACAACAACACAGAAGAGAAUUAUUCUGUGGCACUACGCCUUAAGGCUGUCGGCUCUCGUGGAUGGAACCUUCAGAGUGGAGAUUGACGAAGCUGAUCCGUUGUAUCCGCGCUACAGGACGCAGCUGGCGCUCAAUGGAGAACCCAAGGCCGAUGGCCUCAAAAUCGUUUCAAAUGAGAAUGGAAUAAUCACCGUAGCGAACAGCCAAGGACACAAGGUCAUCAUCACAGCUGAGCCCUUGAAGCUAGAGUUCGUGAACCUGGCCGGUGACGUGGCGGUGAUCCUGAACGACAAUGCUCAACUCAUGGUGGAACCACUCCGAGUUAAAAAGGAAAGGGUGGACGAUGAGGAUACUAAUCUGGUGGAAGUCGAGGAGGAAGGCACUUGGGGAGAGAACUUCAAGUCUCAUCAUGACAGCAAGCCCAGAGGGAAUGAGGCUGUCUCCCUGGACUUCAGCUUCCCCGAAGCGGACAAUGUUUAUGGUAUCCCAGAACACACUGACAAGCUGGCCCUCCGCACGACGACGUCGGGCGACCCCUACCGCCUCUACAACCUCGACGUGUUCGAGUAUGAGCUCGACAGUCGCAUGGCCAUCUACGGGGCUAUACCCGUCGUGUAUUCCCACGGCCCGAAACGUACUGCUGGUGUGUUCUGGCACAACUCAGCUGAGACCUGGGUGGAUGUUGUGAAUUACGCUGAUAGCACUGUUGUGUCAUCUCUGGUGAACCUCGUCACUGGCGGACAGAAGAGGCGUGUCGAUACCAGGUUCAUCUCCGAGUCGGGCAUUGUGGACGCCUUCGUGUUCUUGGGUGAGAAGCCCGCGGACGUGUUCCGUCAGUACACGCAGCUCACAGGGUCCGCGCCGAUACCUCCCAAAUUCUCGCUGGCCUACCACCAGUGCCGCUGGAACUACGUGGACGAGGCGGACGUGAGGGGCGUCGACGAUAAUCUCGACAACUACGACAUUCCCGCCGACGUCAUCUGGCUGGACAUCGAGUACACUGACAGGAAGAAGUGAUACUUCACCUGGGACCCGAUCAAGUUCCCCCACCCAUCAGACAUGGUCGCCAACUUGACUGCAAAGGGCCGCAAGCUGGUCGUCAUCGUGGACCCUCACGUCAAGAGAGAAGCUGGAUACUUCCUGCACGAGGAUGCAACUGAGCUCGGCUACUACGUCAAAGAUAAAGAUGGGAAAGAUUAUGAAGGUUGGUGUUGGCCAGGAUCCUCCUCGUACCUCGACUUCUUCGACCCCGCGGUCAGCAAGUACAACUCUGAGCGCUACCUGUUCGAGAACUUCCCCGGGACCAGCAAGGAUGUGCACCUCUGGAAUGAUAUGAACGAGCCCAGUGUAUUCAAUGGCCCUGAGAUCACGAUGCCCAAGGACUGCCGUCACUACAAGCCCCCCCAGGACGGAAACGAUGGACUGGCAGCCUUCUGGGAACAUAGACACGUCCACAACGAGUACGGUCUGUGGAACGUCCGCUCGACUCACGAGGGCAUGUUGCAGCGCGUCGACAACAAGUACCGACUCAUACUCACCAGGUCCGCCUUCAGUGGCACGCAGAGAUACGGGGCAGUGUGGACGGGUGACAACGCGGCGGAGUGGGGCUUCCUGGCGGUGUCGGUCCCGAUGUGUCUGUCGCUGAGCGUGGCCGGCGUCAGCUUCUGCGGGUCGGACGUCGGCGGCUUCUUCAAGUACCCCGAGCCUGAGCUCAUGACUAGGUGGUACCAGGCGGGCGCGUUCCAGCCGUUCUUCCGCGCGCACUCGCACAUCGAGACGAAGCGGCGCGAGCCGUGGCUGUACGAGGCGCCCACCACCGCGCUGCUGCGCGACGCCAACCGCAGGAGAUACGCGCUCAUCGACUUCUGGUACACACUAUUCUACGAGCACUCCGUCGACGGUCUCCCGGUGAUGCGGCCGCUGUUCCAGGAGUACCCCGAGGAGGACACCUUCACCAUCGAUGAUCAGUACUUACUCGGCGACAAGCUCCUGAUCCGGCCGGUGGUCCAGCCGGGCGUGAGCAGUGUCCCGGUGUACCUGCCGGGCGCCGCGCAGCGCACGCUCUGGUACGACGUGGACUCGUACCACGCGCAUCAUGCGGCGGGAUACUUCACGCAGGAUGUUACUAUAUCUAAGAUCCCAGUAUACCAGCGCGGAGGCAUCAUCAUCCCUCGUAAGGAGCGCAUCCGCCGCUCGUCCUCGCUCAUGGCCGACGACCCCUACACACUGGUGGUUGCUCUCGAUGUUAAUGGCACGGCGCAAGGCUCUCUAUACAUCGACGACGGCGAGUCGUACGAGUACCGCAACAACAAAUACAUCUACGCUAAGUUCAAAUACGAAUCCAACGCAAUGACUUACUCAUUCCCCAACGAGAACGCUCACUACCCAACCCGCUCUUGGGUAGAGCGCAUCGUGAUCGCCGGCAUCAAGACCCCUCCUAAGACAGCCAAGCUGCACCAGGGAGACAAGCAGCUGUCACUCCAGAUGACUCUACACAAGGGUAACGAUGUCCUGGUGGUCAGGAAACCAGGAGCCAACAUGGCACACCCAUGGAAGAUCACAUUUAGCUAUUAGGUACAAUUUACUCGCCCAAGAGUUUGUUUUCUAACUGCGUUUGUUGUAGACUGUUCUGCUGAUUGUAAUUUACCUUCAAAUCAAAUGAAAUAGUUGUUUUUGUCUUCUGGUAUUGAGGCUAAAAUUGUGUGUUGAGAUAAUGUUAGACUUUAAAUGAAAUCGAAUUAAUCAAAUUGAAGAUGUUAGACACUAAAAUGCUUUGAUAACCUGUGAUAGGAACAAUUAUGUCUUAAUUACAAGUCCUAUGCAUCAAUCAAUGCUUGGGCUCAGUCAACUGCAGAGGCCAUUUGAAAAGUCUUUGAUCUAUGAGCUAUAUGCGUGCGUAAAACCUUGUUUAUGCUAGCAUUUUCAACUAUAAUAAUAAUAUUGUACCACAAGACAUAAAACGCCAAUACACUACCAGCAAAUAAAAUGUUUACAAUAAACGCGCAGUUAUUCUAUAAAUAUUAGUUUUGCGUUCGGUUUGACACCAGAGUAGCUGUGAAUGUUAACACCAUUUACCCGACCGCUACAGAAGGGUUAUGUUUAUACAAAAUGGUUGUUGAUGGCAAAGUUGUAAGGUUAAUUCUAACGUUUUAGUUAUCUUUUAACAUGCAAUCAUCAUAUUUAUAUUUAAUUACAUUUUUAAACUCAGUGACAACUCUCUAUGUGUAGUAUUGUCUUCCAACUACAGCCAUUUUGUAUAAAACUUACCUUGAAUAGGAAAUAAAAUACGUAAGAAAGAGAAAGCGGUAUAUAAAAGUAAUGCUUUAGAAAGAGAAGUACGAUUUUGGUUGGUCUGUGACAAGUGCGACAGUG
Trichoplusia ni (cabbage looper) is the source of this 3749-nucleotide messenger RNA. Its product is annotated as neutral alpha-glucosidase AB-like. Gene Ontology annotation, biological process: carbohydrate metabolic process; N-glycan processing. NCBI's taxonomy places the organism in Eukaryota, Metazoa, Arthropoda, Insecta, Lepidoptera, Noctuidae. The record is from RefSeq and is a predicted model, not a curated record. Gene Ontology annotation, molecular function: carbohydrate binding; alpha-glucosidase activity.